GUGGGGUCAGAUGGACGACUUGUGUUGCGUCCUCGAUCGUCGUUUAGUAGCGGUUUUAUAUUCAAGUUCCCUGUAUGAUAUAUAAAUAUCGCCAAAGAGAAGAUUACAGACUUGACUGCAUUCUUAUUACAGGGUGUGUUGCGUUGUGGUCAGGUUCUGUACUUGUAAAUAAAGCAAGGCGGUGUGAUCAGUGUGUACAGUGUGAUCUGCAGUGUUCAGAGCUUAACCAUGUUGUCAGAUUUUGAUCUGAUCGGAACUAUUGUUGACGACGCAGAUGUACCAGAAGAAGAGGAAUCGGGCUCAGAUGAUGAGGAGCAACCCAUCGUGUUGAGUAAGGAGAAGAGGGCGCUAAAAAGACGAGGCAAUGGAGACUUCAACGCAGACUUUGAGUUUGAAGAGAGAGAUGGGCUGUACAGUGGGGACUGGGCCAUGGCAGAUGUUAUGAGCCAACUUAAAAAGAGAAAAGCACCCACCACACUGGAUGAGAAGAUAGAGAAAGUGCGUAAGAAGCGCAAAAUUGAGGAGAAAGAGAAAGGAGGCGGCAAAAGUGGUUCAGCGACCAAGGAAAAGGAGGAGGGAGAGGAUGCUGAAGGUGAUAAUGAUGCUGAACAUGAUGAUGAUGUUGAUGGCAGUGAUGAUGCAGGUGAAGAUGGGGAGGAUCACACUGAUGAGGAUGAGUUUAAUUCUGGGGAUGAAGUUGUUCUCAAAAAAGCAGAUACAAUAAGAGAAAAAGGCAAGAAAGGAAAAAGAAAGGCAGCAGAAGAGCCUGAAGCCUUCUUUGAAGAUGCCUCGCAGUAUGAUGAAAACCUAACAUUCCCGGACAUGAAUCUGUCAAGACCACUGCUGAAGGCCAUCACCACCAUGGGCUUCAAGCAGCCUACACCUAUCCAGAAAGCGUGUGUUCCAGUGGGUUUACUGGGGAAGGACAUCUGUGCUUGUGCUGCUACUGGAACCGGUAAGACUGCAGCGUUCAUGUUGCCUGUACUGGAGCGUCUCAUUUAUAAGCCGAGAGAAACGCAGGUAACACGUGUCCUUGUGCUGGUACCCACCCGAGAGUUGGGUAUCCAAGUGCACACUGUAGCACGUGAGCUGGCUCAGUUCACCAACAUCACCACCUGCUUGGCUGUGGGCGGCUUGGACCUGAAAUCUCAAGAGGCGGCGCUGAGGCUGGGGCCUGACGUCCUGAUCGCCACGCCUGGCCGCUUGAUCGAUCACUUACACAACACGCCGUCGUUUGAGCUUAGUCAAAUCGAGGUGCUUAUUCUGGAUGAGGCUGACAGGAUGUUGGAUGAAUAUUUCGAGGAGCAGAUGAAGGAGAUUAUCCGGAUGUGCUCUUAUCAGAGACAGACUAUGUUGUUCUCUGCAACCAUGAGUGAAGAGGUGAAGGAUCUGGCCUCAGUGUCACUGAAGCAACCAGUGCGAAUCUUUGUGAACAGUAACACAGAUGUGGCUCCAUACCUCAGACAGGAAUUUGUAAGGAUUCGACCAGCCAGAGAAGGAGACAGAGAGGCUAUAGUUGCAGCGCUCCUCACACGCACCUUUCAGGACCAUGUCAUGUUGUUCACCCAGACUAAGAAACAGGCCCACCGCAUGCACAUCCUCCUCGGCCUCAUGGGGUUAAAGGUUGGAGAGCUGCAUGGAAACCUGUCUCAGACACAAAGACUGGAAAGUCUCAGGCGAUUUAAAGAUGAGCAGAUUGACAUCCUGGUGGCCACAGAUGUAGCAGCCAGAGGUCUGGAUAUUGAAGGAGUCAAAACAGUUAUAAACUUCACCAUGCCAAACACAGUGAAGCAUUAUGUGCACAGAGUGGGCCGCACAGCGCGAGCAGGGAAAGUAGGUCGCUCUGUGUCGCUGGUCGGAGAAACCGAGAGGAAGAUGCUGAAGGAGAUCGUCAGAAAAGCCAAAACUCCUGUUAAAGCUCGUGUUAUUCCUCAGGAGGUGAUUCUGAAGUUCAGAGAUCUGAUUGAGAAGUUAGAGAAGGAUGUAUAUGCCGUCUUACGUUGGGAGAGAGAAGAGAAAGAGAUGGUGCAUUCAGAAGCACAGAUCAGUGUGGCUCAGAAGAGGCUAACACAGAAAUCAGAUGAGAAACAACCAGCAAGGUCAUGGUUCCAAACCCAUGAGGAGAGGAAGAAGGAGCGAAUGAGCAAAGCACUUCAGGACUUCGACUUGGCCUUAAGGGGGAAGAAGAAGCGUGCUCAGUUCUUGAAAGACAGCAAGAAGAAAGUGUUGUCGGCUGAAGAAAGAGCUCAAUUUGAAAUGCUUAAGUCUCAGAUGUUUGCUGAGCGUUCUGCAAAACGUGACCGCAAGCCAAAGAGAGCCAGAGUAGUGCCAGAAGAUGAGCCCAAAAACACAGCCUCAAAACAAAAAGGUGGAAAACCUACGAAGAAGUCUGUGUUUGACAAGGAGCUCACUAACGUCAGCAAGAAAGUCCUGAAGCAAUACAGAUCCGGGCCUUCCUUUGAGGACAGAAAAAGACUAGGCCUUGCAAAUAAGAAAGGAGGACGCUUUAAAUCCAAAGCCAAGUUCAGGAGGAAGUGAUGCGUCAGAUAUGAAAAUCCUGUUCAAGCUCUUUCACACCGAUCUGUGGAAAUGUUUCCUUUGGGCUCAACAGCAAGAGCACAAUUUUGUAAUCAUCGUGUGUACAGCAAAAUCAAAUAUAACUCUUUGCUGCUUUGUCGGGGACGUUGUUAGAGCCGAUUCACAUGAAUGAUAGAAUAACUGAUAUUAGGAAGGUGUCGUUAUUCAUACGUUUUUGUUGCAUAAGCCAUGUAAAAAUAAAAACUACUUGUGUUUUUAUUGGA
Tachysurus vachellii is the source of this 2801-nucleotide messenger RNA. It is a transcript of the gene ddx27, whose product is annotated as DEAD (Asp-Glu-Ala-Asp) box polypeptide 27. The record is from RefSeq and is a predicted model, not a curated record. NCBI's taxonomy places the organism in Eukaryota, Metazoa, Chordata, Actinopteri, Siluriformes, Bagridae. Gene Ontology annotation, molecular function: RNA helicase activity; nucleic acid binding; ATP binding. The transcript is spliced from 21 exons. The coding region runs from base 229 to 2538 and encodes 769 amino acids.